Molecule: messenger RNA, 4008 nt
Organism: Elephantulus edwardii (Cape elephant shrew)
Lineage: Eukaryota; Metazoa; Chordata; Mammalia; Macroscelidea; Macroscelididae
Gene: MAPK8IP3
Product: mitogen-activated protein kinase 8 interacting protein 3
Exons: 32
Coding region: 1-4008 (1335 amino acids)
Biological process (GO): vesicle-mediated transport
Cellular component (GO): cytoplasm
Molecular function (GO): signaling receptor complex adaptor activity; MAP kinase scaffold activity; JUN kinase binding
Source: RefSeq, a predicted model, not a curated record
AUGGAGAUACAGAUGGACGAAGGCGGCGGCGUAGUGGUGUACCAGGAUGACUAUUGCUCGGGCUCGGUGAUGUCGGAGCGCGUGUCGGGCCUGGCGGGUUCCAUCUACCGCGAGUUCGAGCGCCUUAUCCAUUGCUACGAUGAGGAGGUGGUCAAGGAGCUGAUGCCGCUCGUGGUGAACGUGCUGGAGAACCUAGACUCGGUGCUCAGCGAGAACCAGGAGCACGAGGUGGAGUUGGAGCUGCUGCGCGAGGACAACGAGCAGCUGCUCACCCAGUACGAGCGUGAGAAGGCGCUGCGCAAGCAGGCCGAGGAGAAGUUCAUCGAGUUUGAAGAUGCAUUGGAACAAGAGAAAAAGGAACUUCAGGUCCAGGUGGAGCACUACGAGAUCCAGACCCGCCAGCUGGAGCUGAAGGCCAGGAACUAUGCGGACCAGAUUUCCAGGUUGGAGGAGCGGGAGUCAGAGAUGAAGAAAGAGUACAACGCCCUGCACCAGCGACACACAGAGAUGAUCCAGACGUACGUGGAGCACAUCGAGAGGGCCAAGCUGCAGCAGGUCGGCACCAACAGCCAGACGGAGGGCAGCCUGCCCGGGAGGAGCAGGAAGGAACGCCCCACCUCACUGAAUGUCUUCCCCCUGGCCGACGGCAUGGUACGUGCACAGAUGGGGGGCAAGCUCACACCUGCAACGGACCACUGGCACCCGAGUGACCGCGGCCAGCUGCCAGCCAGCUCCAGCUACCAGUGUCCCCACAAUGAGAUGUCUGAAUCGGGCCAGUCCUCAGCGGCCGCCACACCCAGCACCACCGGCACCAAGUCCAACACGCCCACCUCCUCGGUGCCCUCGGCCACAGUGACGCCCCUCAACGAGAGCCUGGAGCCCCUGGGUGACUACGGCGGCAGCACCAAGAGUGGCAAGCGGGCUCGCGAGAAGCGCAACAGCCGCAACAUGGAGGUGCAGGUCACACAGGAGAUGCGCAAUGUCAGCAUAGGGAUGGGCAGCAGCGACGAGUGGUCUGAUGUCCAGGACAUCAUAGACUCCACCCCUGAACUGGACAUGUGCCAAGAGCCACGUCUGGACCGAACUGGCAACAGUCCCACCCAGGGUAUUGUGAACAAGGCUUUUGGCAUCAAUACUGACUCCUUGUACCACGAGCUGUCCACUGCUGGGUCAGAGGUCAUCGGGGAUGUGGAUGAGGGAGCUGACCUGCUAGGGGAGUUCUCAGUGCGCGAUGAUUUUUUUGGGAUGGGCAAGGAGGUGGGUAACCUGCUGCUAGAGAACUCACAGCUGCUGGAGACCAAGAAUGCACUGAACGUGGUGAAGAACGACCUGAUCGCCAAGGUUGACCAGCUAUCAGGCGAGCAGGAGGUGCUGAAAGGAGAACUGGAGGCAGCCAGGCAGACCAAAGCCAAGCUGGAGACCCGCGUCCGGGAACUGGAAGAAGAACUGCGCAGAGUGAAAUCGGAGGCAAUCACUGCCCGGCGGGAACCCAAAGAAGAGGCAGAGGAUGUCAACAGCUGUCUGUGCACAGAGCUGGACAACAUCCCCAUGGCCCAGCGGCGCCGCUUCACUCGGGUGGAGAUGGCCCGUGUGCUCAUGGAGCGAAACCAGUACAAGGAGCGGCUGAUGGAGCUGCAGGAGGCUGUGCGGUGGACUGAGAUGAUCAGAGCAUCUCGGGAGCACCCAUCCGUCCAGGAGAAAAAGAAGUCCACCAUCUGGCAGUUCUUCAGCAGGCUCUUCAGCUCCUCCUCCAGCCCCCCGCCGGCCAAGCGCUCAUACCCCUCAGUCAACAUCCACUACAAAUCACCCACCACGGCCGGCUUCAGCCAGCGCCGUGGCCACACCAUGUGUCAGAUCUCUGGCAGCCGCCCACUGGAAUUCUUCCCCGAUGACGACUGCACGUCGUCAGCGCGGCGGGAACAAAAGCGGGAGCAGUAUCGCCAGGUGCGCGAACACGUGCGCAAUGACGAUGGGCGGCUGCAGGCGUGCGGCUGGAGCCUCCCCGCCAAGUACAAGCAGCUGAGCCCCAAUGGAGGCCAGGAGGACAUGCGCAUGAAAAACGUGCCGGUGCCGGUGUACUGCCGCCCCCUGGUGGAGAAGGACCCGACCAUGAAGUUGUGGUGCGCGGCGGGCGUCAACCUGACUGGGUGGAAGCCCAGCGAUGAGGACCCAGGGAAUGGGACCAAGCCAGUGCCCGGCCGGGAUCCCCUGACCUGCGACCGUGAAGUAGAAGGGGAGGUCACCAACAGCCACACUUCUCCAGAGAAGAAGAAGGCAAAGGAGCUGCAUGAGAUGGACACCACCUCCAGCCGGGUCUGGAUCCUCACCAGCACACUGACCACCAGCAAGGUGGUGAUCAUAGAUGCCAACCAGCCAGGCACCGUGGUGGACCAGUUCACUGUCUGCAAUGCCCAUGUCCUGUGUAUCUCUAGCAUCCCUGCGGCCAGUGAGAGUGACUACCCGCCAGGGGAGAUCUUCCUAGACGGUGAUGUGAAUCCGGAGGAACCUGGCGCAGAUGGAGUGCUGGCCGGCAUCACACUGGUGGGCUGUGCCACUCGGUGCAACGUGCCACAGAGCAACUGCUCCUCGCGUGGAGACACUCCGGUGCUGGACAAGGGGCAGGGGGAAGUGGCAGCAGCCUGCACUGGAAAGGUCAACCCAGCUCAGUCCACAGAGGAGGCCACGGAGGCCACAGAGGUGCCCGAGCCCAGCGAGCCUGAAGCAGCUGCAGUGCGGCCCGGGCCCCUCACAGAGCAUGUCUUCACCGACCCAGCCCCCACACAGCCCCCCAACAGGCCUGGCAGUGAGAAUGGGCAGGAGGCAGAGACAGAGGCCAGCAGAGCGCAGCCUGAGCCAGAGCCCAGCGUGGACCCUGCAGGGGCUGGCAGCAGCGUGGCACCCACCAUGUGGCUGGGUGCCCAGAAUGGCUGGCUGUACGUGCAUUCGGCCGUGGCCAACUGGAAGAAGUGCCUGCAUUCCAUCAAACUGAAGGACUCCGUUCUGAGCCUGGUACACGUGAAAGGCCGAGUGCUGGUGGCCCUGGCAGAUGGUACCCUGGCUGUCUUCCAUCGUGGUGAAGAUGGCCAGUGGGACCUGAGUAACUACCACUUGAUGGACCUGGGCCACCCACACCACUCCAUCCGCUGCAUGGCCGUGGUGUACGACCGUGUGUGGUGCGGCUACAAGAACAAGGUCCACGUUGUCCAACCCAAGACCAUGCAGAUCGAGAAGUCGUUUGACGCCCACCCACGGAGGGAGAGCCAGGUACGGCAGUUGGCGUGGAUUGGUGAUGGGGUGUGGGUGUCCAUCCGCCUGGACUCCACGCUGCGGCUCUACCAUGCCCACACCCACCAGCACCUGCAGGAUGUGGACAUCGAACCCUAUGUCAGCAAGAUGCUGGGCACAGGCAAGCUGGGCUUCUCCUUUGUGCGCAUCACAGCACUGCUCAUCGCUGGCAACCGCCUCUGGGUGGGCACUGGCAAUGGAGUGGUCAUCUCCAUCCCAUUGACUGAGACUGUGGUACUACACCGAGGGCAGCUUCUGGGGCUUCGCGCCAAUAAGACAUCCCCCACAUCAGGGGAGGGUGCCCGUCCAGGAGGCGUUAUCCACGUGUAUGGUGAUGACAGCAGUGACAAGUCGGCGAGCAGCUUCAUCCCCUACUGCUCCAUGGCACAGGCUCAACUCUGCUUUCACGGCCAUCGUGACGCCGUCAAGUUUUUCGUGUCUGUGCCAGGUAAUGUGUUGGCUACCCUCAAUGGCAGUGUGCUGGACAGCCCAUCCGAGAGCCCCGGGGCCCCAGCCACUGCCUUGGAUGCUGCUGAGGGCCAGAAGCUGAAGAACGUGCUGGUGCUGAGUGGAGGAGAGGGAUACAUUGACUUCCGUAUCGGUGACGGCGAGGAUGAUGAAACAGAAGAAGGUGGAGGGGACCCAACCCAGGUGAAGCCCUUGCUGUCCAAAGCCGAGCGCAGCCACAUCAUUGUGUGGCAGGUGUCCUACAGCCCUGAAUGA